CGUUCACGCUCUUUGGACUAUGGCCUCGGAUCGCGGGGUCCCAGGGGCCGGCGUCUUUGGAGAUUUACCCCCGAGUUACACACGCUCCCAGCCGCCUGCGAACCCAGACUUACUCCGGAGACCCAGCUACUGCCACGCUGCUUUCGCACUCAAACAGAUCUCAAAGGGGAAGGCAGUAGGUCAGAAAGCUCCUCUUUGGAUCCGGGCGAGGUUCCAGGCCUUCCUAUUCUCUCUGGGCUGCUACAUCCAGAGGCACUGUGGGAAGGUCCUCUUUAUUGGACUCUUAGUUUUCGGGGCUCUGUCUGUGGGACUCCGAGUCGCAGCCAUCGAAACCAACAUUGAACAGCUAUGGGUGGAAGCUGGCAGUCGUGUGAGCACAGAGCUUCGCUACACAAGGGAAAAGCAGGGAGAGGAGUCUGUAUUUACCUCACAGAUGCUUAUCCAGACCCCCAAAGAAGAGGGCACAAACAUUCUCACCCAGGAAGCUUUGCUGGUUCACAUGGAAGCCGCGCUGUCCGCCAGCAAAGUGCAGGUGUCAUUGUUUGGAAAAUCAUGGGAUCUUAAUAAAAUAUGCUAUAAAUCUGGAGUCCCCAUUAUAGAGAACGUCAUGAUCGAAAGGAUGAUUGACAAGCUGUUCCCCUGUAUGAUAAUCACCCCAUUGGACUGCUUUUGGGAAGGGGCCAAGCUACAGGGAGGCUCUGCCUAUUUACCGGGUAUGCAAGAUAUCCAGUGGAUGAAUCUAGAUCCAGUCAAGCUGAUGGAGGAGCUGAGCCAGUUCACCUCACUGGAAGGGUUCAAGGAGAUGCUGGACAAAGCCCAGGUGGGACAUGCCUACAUGAACAGACCAUGUCUAGACCCCUUAGAUCCGGACUGCCCCCUCAGUGCACCUAACAAGGAGCUAGGAGAGAGUCCUGACAUUGCUGGGCGUCUCCAGGGUGGUUGCCAUGGUUUUAGCCGGAAGUUCAUGCACUGGCAAGAGGAGCUCAUUUUGGGAGGGCGGGUCAAGAACAGCCAGGAUGCUCUGCUGAGUGCGGAGGCUCUCCAGACCAUGUUCCUGCUGAUGAGUCCUAAGCAGCUAUAUGAGCACUUUAAGGACGACUACGAAAUCCACGACAUUAACUGGAAUGAGGAUAAAGCCACCGCCAUCCUUGAGUCCUGGCAGAGAAAGUUUGUCGAGGUGGUUCACCAGAGCAUUCCAGCAAACUCCAGUCAGUCCAUCCACGCUUUCUCCACCACAACCCUCAAUGACAUCAUGAAAUCCUUCUCUGAUGUCAGCGUCAUCAGGGUGGCUGGAGGAUACCUGCUCAUGCUGGCCUAUGCCUGUGUGACCAUGCUGAGAUGGGACUGCGCCAAAUCCCAGGGGGCCGUGGGGUUGGCUGGGGUGCUGUUGGUGGCUCUGUCAGUGGCAGCUGGACUGGGUCUCUGCUCCCUGCUUGGCCUCUCCUUCAAUGCCGCUACAACACAGGUGCUUCCCUUCCUGGCACUGGGGAUCGGUGUGGAUGAUAUGUUUUUGUUGGCUCACUCCUUCACAGAAACUGAAAGCAACAUACCCUUCAAGGAGCGGACAGGAGACUGUCUGCGUCGCACCGGCACCAGUGUGGCUCUGACUUCCAUCAACAACAUGAUUGCAUUUUUCAUGGCUGCUCUAGUACCCAUCCCUGCGCUCCGAGCUUUCUCAUUGCAGGCGGCCAUUGUGGUUGUGUUUAACUUUGCCAUGGUGCUGCUCAUCUUCCCCGCCAUCCUCAGUUUGGACCUCCACCGUCGCGAGGACAAGCGUUUGGACAUCCUCUGCUGUCUCUACAGCCCGUGCUCCGAUCGCGUCAUCCAUCUCUCCCCUCAAGAGUUAUCGGACGCCGGAGAACAGCCUCACACGCCAACAACGGCGCACACGCACCAGUACACCGCAGGCUCGACCAUCACCACCAGCACCCAAAUCACUACGACGGUGCAGGCGUUCACGCAGUGCGACGCGGCAGGCCAGCAUAUUGUAACAAUUCUGCCGCCUACCUCACAGAUUUCCACCAGCCCUCCUUCCAUCAUCCUCUGCCCUCCCUCCCAGCCUCAAGCCGCCUCUCCUUCCCCCACCACCACCUCUGUGCCAGACCCCUAUGGCUCCCAGCUCUUCACCCCUACCUCCAGCUCCACACGAGACCUCUUAGCCCAGGUGGAGGACUCCAGAUCAGGGAAAAAGUGUGUACCGCUCCCUUUCCUGCACUGGAACCUGUCCAAUUUUGCCAGGGAGAAAUAUGCCCCUCUGCUCCUUAAGCCUAAGAGCAAAGCAGCCGUGGUUGUUCUCUUCCUGUGCCUCCUGGGCCUCAGCCUGUACGGUACCACCAUGGUGCAUGAUGGCCUUUACCUGACCGAUAUCGUGCCACGUGACACCAAGGAAUACGACUUCAUCGACGCCCAGUUCAAGUAUUUCUCCUUCUAUAACAUGUACCUGGUUACUAUGGACGGAUUCGAUUAUGCCCGAUCUCAAAGGCUGUUGAUUCAGCUGCACAACGCCUUCAACUCAGUUCGAUAUGUGGUCAGAGACAGCGACAACAAACUGCCCCGCAUGUGGCUGCACUAUUUCCAGGAUUGGCUCAGAGGUCUUCAGGCGGCUUUUGAUGCUGACUGGCAGGCAGGCAGAAUUACCGCUGACAGCUAUCGUAACGGCACAGAAGACGGGGCUCUGGCAUACAAGCUCCUGAUCCAGACUGGUUCCAAGAAAGAGCCUUUUAACUACAGCCAGCUGACCUCUCGUCGGCUGGUGGAUGUCGAGGGUUUGAUUCCCCCGGAGGUUUUUUACAUUUACCUGACAGUCUGGGUCAGUAAUGAUCCCCUGGGCUACGCUGCAUCUCAGGCCAACUUCUACCCUCACCCCAGAGAAUGGAUUCAUGACAAGUAUGACACUACAGGGGAAAAUCUGCGCAUCCCAGCUGCAGAGCCCCUGGAGUUUGCUCAGUUCCCCUUCUACCUGAACGGCCUUCGUCAGGCCAGCGACUUUGUGGAAGCCAUCGAGAGUGUGCGCACCAUUUGCGAUGAGUUUGGCCGCAAGGGUGUGUUCAAUUACCCCAACGGAUACCCCUUCCUGUUCUGGGAGCAGUACAUUGGCCUCCGACACUGGUUCUUGCUGUCGAUCAGUGUGGUGUUGGCCUGCACCUUCCUGGUCUGUGCGAUCCUCCUGCUCAACCCCUGGACUGCAGGCAUCAUUGUGUUUAUCUUGGCCAUGAUGACUGUGGAGUUGUUUGGCAUCAUGGGUCUCAUUGGCAUCAAGCUGAGUGCCAUUCCUGUGGUCAUCCUGAUCGCUUCCGUGGGCAUCGGAGUGGAGUUCACUGUUCACAUCGCUCUGUUCACGCCCAAGCUAACAUCUCAUGUCUCUCCAUCCUUCAGGUAUUUCUUCGCUGUGCUAGCCAUCCUGACUGUUUUGGGGAUGCUUAAUGGCUUGGUUCUCCUCCCAGUCCUCCUCUCUAUGAUGGGUCCUCCGGCUGAGGUCACCCCGGUUGACAAUGCCAGCUGCCUGCCGUCACCUUCUCCAGAGCCUCCGCUGCCUCCACCAAUGACCCAUCAUGGGUACUACACAGGCCACCCCAACCAACGCUCUCGUCAACAGGCGUUUUCUGAGUCAUCAGACUCUGAGUAUUACUCUGAGUUGACCACUACAUCAGGGAUUGGGGAGGAGGAUUAUAAGUACUGUGAACGGAGUGCAUACUUAGCAUCGCACACCAACGUUCCACCAGCAACAUCUCAUAUACUGCUGGAAGCGAGCAAAGACCCGAGCUUCCCUAAACUUACGGUGGUGAAGCCAUUUAGAGAAAAUGCAACAGCUCCUGGUGGGAGGAUUGAACCAUUAAGUGAAUCUUCCUACAUUGCACAGUCUCCUCUUGGAUCCCAGGUUACAUGCUGGGAUGAAAACAAGCGGGAGCAGCAGAGGGGCUCCCAGAGACUCCAGGCUCAGCCUGGCCAACACUUACCCGGCGACAGAGCCCACUUUCCUGGGAGGACUUUUCAGAGCGGCCCCAGGUUCCAGAACGUUAGAGGGCCUCAGCCAAACAGGACUAAAGGGCUGAGCUAUAGCCAUAGCAACUCUACCCUGCCAACACAACAAGGCUCCGCUGGGGGACCUGUUACUAUGGUUACAGCCACGGCCUCUGUGACAGUGGCUGUCCACCCGACCUUGCCAGGAGCAGCAUACCAAGGGUACAUGCAUGAAGGUUUUGACACGGACAGCGAGUCGGACUGUUUUGAGGCUGCUAAGAGGACAUGUGGUGACAAAACAAACUUUUCUUCAUGUAAAAGAGACUCUCUAGAGCUCCAGGACUUGGAAGCAACACAGGGCCAGAUAGAAUAUCAGCUUGACAAGACACAAGGUGAGCUGAGGAUCCAGGCACCCAAAGACUGCUAGACCCUCUCACACGCCUCGCCCUCUCUCUUCGAGUCUCUGGGUUACUCCCCAGAGCGUCCACAUGGCAUCACGUCACGCAUUGACAGCUGUACAUAGACUCUAAAGAAUAAAUGAGAGGUUUUACUUCAAGGACGUGUUAAGACGAAAAAAAUAUUUCUUUUAAGAAUUAUAUAAAUUUAUGAGUAUAUAUUUUAAUACUAAACAAGAGGGAAGCUAUUUAAAAGAGUACUGUAUAACUUGGGUAUUCUCUUGUGUAAAAGUUCAGAUGUAAAAGAUUAUCUUCAAGUGGGGUGGUUGAUUUUUUUGUUUCUUUUUUGUGUUUUGUUUUGUUUUUUUGGGUUGCCCCCCUGCACUGUAUAGAAUAAGAAAUGUGCUAUAUGUUUUCACAAAGCUGAGAUGUUAUUAAGAUUAUAGGCUAUUGAACAUACAUGGUCAGUGUUUUAUUUCUAUUUGUAUUAUGUUCCUUUUUUUGCUGCUACACUUCAAAAUAAUUUUAAGCAAUUUGCCUUAAAAGAAAAAUGCAGUACCCCUCCCUCCCCCUUCUCCUGUUAGCAUCUAUCACAGUGUUGCGCUGUGAGGUAUUCUGCAUCUGACAGACUCUCUGCCGUAGUGUGCACUGUAAAAACUUACACAGCAGAUGGUGUUUUCUUAACAGUAGUAACCGCCGUGCCUUCACUACAUCACCCUUCCCCUGUUAUCACAGCAUUCAGAGCUCAGUAUUAUGUUGUAAUUGUAUAAAUAUGUCUUUAUCGCUUUCUCUUGUCGAGACACAGAAUGUGUACCACGAUUGGCAGUGAUUGGCUGACGCUUGUCACCAUCUAUCUGAAAAUGGUCGAAUCUGAUCAAUCAGACAUCAUGACACGCUUAAUUCAUGUUGCCUGUGCCCCAACAGCCUCUGCAGUUUUAAAUUACUUGAAGGAGCUUUGAUGUCUUUUUUUUCCUGCAGUUUUUGUAAGCUCUACAGUGGGUGAUGUUUACUUUUGUCACUUUAACAAAAGUGUCGUUCACCUUCUCGUAUUAGUUUUGAAAGGGAAUCUUAAAAUUCACAAAUGCAAAGGGAGUUAUUUUAGUUUAUUAUUUUCUUCUCUUUCUUUUCUUUGCUGGCUGCUUUAGGGUUAUUAGGGUCUCUUGUUAUCGUGACCCUGUGCAAUUAUUACACGAUGUAAACCGGUUUCAAUCUAGUUAGCGCUUCGACACGCUCUGACUCACUUUUUUUUCCCUAAUGACUCACUCUGUCUGUUAAUGCAAACCUCAUAUAUGUGUCAUGUUACAUUUCUUUCAUUUCAUUUGCUUUACAGAGUUUCAGUUGUUAUUAUUCUUGUUCAGUAUUGGUCUAAUCACUGCCAGGUUAAAUAAUUGCAGGGAGAAACUUGCAGAUCUAUUUGUGUGUGUGUCUAUGUGUGUGUGUGUGUCAUUUUCCAAGUGGCAGCUUUGGUUUUUUUGUUUUGUUUUUUUAUUUUGGAAAUAUGAAAAAACAGUCAAGUAGCUACUGCAGCUGAACAAAAACACCUUUCACAGUUUGAUCACACCAUAGACAGCCAGGAGGUGUUGUCAGUAUCUGUGUGUGUGCGUGUGUGUGUGUGAAUGUGCGGGUGCGUGUGUGCGAGCUUGUGGGAAGGGGGUGGGCGAGGGAGUCCUGCAUUGAUUUGUAGUUUAUUUCAGAAAAAAAUGUUAAUGUCAUGCCAUAUAAAUUAUUUAUAUUAAAUUUUUAUUUUUGUAGUUUGUACAGUUGUUAGUAUCU
Molecule: messenger RNA, 6128 nt
Organism: Neolamprologus brichardi
Lineage: Eukaryota; Metazoa; Chordata; Actinopteri; Cichliformes; Cichlidae
Source: RefSeq, a predicted model, not a curated record